AAAAGGAAAACAUCUUCCCUCUUUGUAUGGACAGAAAAAUGAAAUUCUGAAUCUUCGAUCGUUGCUCCGUUCAUCAAGAGAAGCUGAAAUUCGCUAUAAUUCUUGUACCAUGAUGAUGGUCGAAGAUCUCGGCAUCGAAGCCAAGGAGGCGUCGGUGCGGGAGGUCGCGAAAUUGCUGCCCCUUCCUGAACUGCUGCAGUCCAUCGCUUCCAUCAAGGCCGAUUACAUUGCUCGUCAGCAGGCAAAUGAUGCACAACUCAGUACUAUGGUUGCUGAACAGGUUGAACUGGCACAAUCUGGGCUUGAAUCUCUUUCAAUAUCACAGAAGACUAUAACUCAACUGCGUGAAAACUUUAUUUCUAUUGAAAAACUGUGUCAAGAAUGUCAAACGUUGAUUGAAAAUCAUGAUCAGAUAAAGCUCCUCAGCAAUGCAAGAAAUAAUUUGAACACUACACUUAAGGAUGUUGAAGGAAUGAUGUCAAUUUCUGUUGAAGCAUCUGCAGCACGAGACUCUUUGAGUGAUGAUAAGGAACUUAUUAAUACAUAUGAGAGGUUAACAGCCCUUGAUGGUAAGAGGAGAUUUGCCCUAGCAGCUGUAUCUUCUCACGAAGAGGAGGUUGGCAGGCUGAGUCUAUAUUUUGAAGACGUGGAUCGCACUUGGGAGACAUUCGAGAAGAAGUUAUGGGGCCAUCUUUCCAACUUCUACAAACUUUCCAAAGAAAGCCCACAGACCCUGGUUCGUGCUCUAAGGGUUGUUGAAAUGCAAGAGAUCCAUGAUGAACAACUUGCCGAGGAAGCAGCAGAGGCUGAGGGUGAUGGGGCAAUUGAUGCUAUUGCAAAUCCCCGUAGAAAGGGGACUGCUACAUCGGCAUCUUCUCGCAAUCUUACCUAUAAAGCAAAGGUUCAAGGAAAAGGGUACAAGGAUAAAUGCUACGAUCAAAUAAGGAUGACCAUUGAAGAGCGUUUUGAUAAACUGUUAUCAGAGGCUGCAUUUGAGGACCUAAAAGCUGCCCUAGAGGAUUCUCGGAAGAUGACAGAAGAGCUUGGGGAUUUAUAUGAUUAUGUUGCUCCUUGUUUUCCUCCAAGAUACGAGAUAUUCCAAUUCCUGGUAAAUCUUUACACGGAAAGGUUCACCCAGUGGCUUAGACUGCUUAGUGAUCGGGCUAAUGAUCUCACAAAUAUAGAAAUUCUAAAGGUGACUGGUUGGGUGGUUGAAUACCAAGAGCAGCUUGUUGGUCUAGGGGUUGAUGAGUCCUUAGCUGAAGUUUGUUCUGAAAGUGGUGCAAUGGAUCCCCUCAUGAAUGCAUAUGUGGAACGAAUGGAAGCUACAACAAGAAAAUGGUACUUGAAUAUCCUAGAGAAUGAUAAAACACAACCCCCCAAAUCAACUGAAGAUGGGAAGCUGUAUACACCUGCUGCGGUUGAUUUGUUCAGGAUACUGGGUGAACAAGUGCAAAUUGUUCGUGAAAAUAGUACUGAUCUCAUGCUGUACAGAAUUGCUCUGUCCCUUAUUCAGGUAAUGGUUGAUUUUCAAGCAGCUGAAAGGAAGACUCUGGAAGAGCCUGCUUCUGACAUUGGUCUUGAACCUUUGUGUGCGCUGAUUAACAAUAAUCUGCGUUGCUAUGAUCUUGCCAUGGAGCUGAGUAACAGUACACUUGAAGCUCUUCCACCGAGCUAUUCUGAGCAGAUUACUUUUGAAGACACUUGCAAGGGCUUCUUGGAGCUUGCGAAGGAAGUUGUCAUUCUAACUGUUAAUGUAAUCUUUGAGGAUCCAGGAGUGCAGGAGUUACCUGUCAAACUUUAUCAGAAAGACUGGGCUGAAGGGCAAGUCACCGAGUAUUUUGUUGAAACAUUUAGAGAUUAUUUCGGUGAUGUCAAGAUGUAUAUAGAGGAAAGGUCAUUUAAGAGAUUUGUUGAAGCUUGUCUGGAAGAGACGGUGGUUGUUUAUGUUGAUCAUUUACUCACUCAGAAAAAUUAUAUAAAGGAAGAAACUAUAGAUCGUAUGAGGCUUGAUGAAGAAGUUCUUACGGAUUUCUUCAGAGAAUACAUAGCUGUUUCUAAAGUUGAAAACAAGAUUAGAAUUCUGGGUGACUUGAGAGAGCUUGCUUCUGCUGAGAGCUUGGAUACAUUCACGCUUAUUUACACAAAUAUACUUGUUCAUCAACCAGACUGCCCUGCUGAGGUUGUUGAGAAGCUUGUGGGUAUGCGAGAAGGCAUACCAAAAAAAGAUGCAAAGGAGGUUGUACAGGAGUGCAAGGAGAUAUUCGAGCAUUCUCUGGUGAACGGAAAGCCACCGAAGACAGGUUUUGUCUUUUCAAGAGUGAAGUGCUUAAUGCCUAAAGGAGGAGGAUCUAUUUGGCGGAAAAAGAAUUAGUUCAUCGCUAAAAGAAACUUGGUAUAUAUAUAUAUAUAUAUGUUUGCCUGGACCAUGCAUUCGCAAUUGAAGCUGAAAAAACGUUUUCUGAAUAUCACAUAUGCGGUUGAUUAAUUAGGGAUGAUUAUUAUAUGAGAUGAUGCUAACUAUAUAUAGUAUUAAUAGUAGAAGCUGACGGGCUAAGAAUGUGAGUGUUAAGAAGAUUGUCGGAUAUAUUAAGCUGGCAAUAUGUAUGAUUUCUUGUAGAGAGACCAUAAUAUAAUUAGAAUUAAAGUGAAUAAUGGUAAAAAGAGGUGCAUGGUUAAGCUUAAACACAUUCAUCUUUCAACAUUUUUAUUUUU
Molecule: messenger RNA, 2715 nt
Organism: Impatiens glandulifera
Lineage: Eukaryota; Viridiplantae; Streptophyta; Magnoliopsida; Ericales; Balsaminaceae
Product: exocyst complex component SEC6-like
Exons: 25
Coding region: 110-2374 (754 amino acids)
Biological process (GO): exocytosis; exocyst localization
Cellular component (GO): exocyst
Molecular function (GO): SNARE binding
Source: RefSeq, a predicted model, not a curated record